UUCUGGAGUCGACAACUUUCGUUAGCAGAACAGUUUGAAAGUGACUUUAAAAACCAUCCUCUACCUCUAGCAAGAAUCAAGAAAGUCAUGAAAAGUGAUCAGGAUGUUAAAAUGAUUAGUGCAGAGGCACCAAUCUUAUUCUCUAAAGCUUGCGAGAUUUUUAUAUCUGAGAUUACAAUGCGAGCAUGGAUCCAUGCUGAAGAAAACAAACGUCGCACCUUACAACGGAGUGACGUUGCAUCUGCUGUUAGUAGAUCUGAUCAAUUCGAUUUCUUAAUUGAUAUCGUUCCAAGAGAGGAAGUACCUAAAACCUCAAGUAGGAGACCAAAGGAUGAACCUCAAACAGAACAUAUAUAUCCCGAGCAAGAUGUUUUAGCUUAUUAUCCACCACCACAACAUGGAAUUCCAUAUACACCUGAUUCUACUUCUGUUACUGCUGCUUCCUAUUAUCAUCAACAGUUUCAAGCAGAUCAUAUGCAACAUAAAAUUCAACUACAGGAACAACUUCGCCUUCAACACCAACAAUUUGCUCAACAACAACAAUCAUCCUCAGAAACGACAUCGCAAAUACUAACAAAUCAAUCACUAGUACCAACACAAACCUCACAUCAUUCUACUCAACAACAAACACCACAAAAUCAAAAACAAAUUUCACAACAAAUAAAAACUUCAGCUUCACCCUCUACAACUCCAUCGGAUCGUUCGGUAAUAGAUGAUCGACAAAUUCAAGCAGCAGUUAAUUUGCUAACUUCAGCAAACGUAGUCCAUAUAAAACAUCAACCACAAGAACCAGAAGAUCAGGAUAAACAACGUCAUAAAUCUACACGGAAGGUUUCAAAGAAAACUAAAAAGUAA
Funneliformis caledonium is the source of this 855-nucleotide messenger RNA. The record is from the annotation of a GenBank genome assembly. Lineage: Eukaryota; Fungi; Glomeromycota; Glomeromycetes; Glomerales; Glomeraceae.